AGGGGAGGGGAGGGAAGGUGGAUAUUAACGCUACAAAAGAACAGGAUUUGACUUUAGAAACGCUCAUACACUUUAAUAACAGCACCUUUAUUUUAAUUUCGACCUCUAAAUCUGCACACUUCCGCAUUAAUCCAGCUGCAACGCUGAAAUCACGCGACAGCAGCGGUAGCCAUGGCUACGUUCCAAACCGCAUACUACCGUACUAAUGAGUAUGGCAAAAUAAAACGCCUUGGAGAUGACGUACUAUUUUGGCAUACUAUUUAGUAGGUUAGUGUGCGGUUUGGGACGCAGCCCGUGGCUUUUAUUUGAGUAACAGCUUCACUACAGACGGGAAAAGUGGCCGAAAAAAAAAAAAAAAAAGCUUAUAAUCGGAGACCUGGCAAAUAAAAGCGACGAAUUUGGUGACAUGGGUUCUGAGCCACCAUCAUCUCCUCAGCUGGUGGAUGAAGGAGUGGAUGAGGAUGAUGACGAGCUGAGUGGAGGAGAGGAAGCCGAGCUCCGAGUGUCGUCUGGACGAGGAUCGGUGCUGACUCGGAGAGGAAUCACACUACGCGUGCUGCUUAAAGACGGCCUGGUGGAGCCGGGAGACGCCGUCCUGUCCAUACACUACCUGGGGAAGAACUUUGUGGGUGACCUGCUGACCGAUGGGAAGAUCCGCUGGGUGGAAACGGGGCAGAUCUUUAACUCCCCGAGCGCCUGGGCAACACACUGCAAGCGCCUGGUGAAUCCUGCCAAGAAGUCGGGCUGCGGCUGGGCGUCGGUGCGCUACCGCGGGCAGAAACUGGCUCAGUACAAAACCAGCUGGCUGCGUAAAUACCAGCCCAGUGCUGACAUGAGCCUGGCCAGCGAGGGAGAGGACGACGAGAUGGGAGACGAUGAAGAGGAUGAGGGGAAGACGACUAUUCCAACAGACGAAAGAAACAGGAAGUCCAAACCAGAGUUUCACGACAUCAGUGUGGUGCACAGGAGAGGAGACAGAGAGAGAAUCCCCGUCAGAUACUGCACACUGGGAACCAGAGACAUCGCCAGAGAUCCUCACACGCUGGUGGAGCUGUCAGCUUUCUCCGCCAUCAACCGCUUCCAGCCGUUUAACGUCGCCGUCUCCAGCAACGUCCUGCUGCUCAUGGACUUUCACUGUCACUUGACCACGAGUGAGGUGGUGGGCUACCUCGGAGGCCGAUGGGACACUACAACACAGCUGCUGACAGUUUUGCGAGCGUUCCCGUGUCGCACGCGAUUGGCCGACAGAGACGCCGCACCUGCUGUGGAGGAAGAGAUUUGUCAGAACCUGUUCAUGAGAGGGCUCUCACUGGUGGGCUGGUACCACAGUCACCCUCGAGGCCCCGCCCUCCCGUCGCUGCAGGACAUCGACUCGCAGAUGGACCACCAGCUCCGCCUCCAGGGCAGCAGCAACGGCUUCCAGCCCUGUCUGGGCAUCAUCUGUGGACCUUAUUACCAUGGCAACCAGGGUGUGGCGUCGACCAUCACUCCGUUCUGGGUGGUUCCUCCCCCCGAACAAAGGCCGAAUGAUUACGGUAUCCCAGUGGCAGUGGAAGUCACAUACGUGCAAGACAACUUCCUCACUACAGACGUCCUCAAUGAAAUGAUGAUGCUGGUGGAGUUUUAUCGAGCAGCUCCAGACCUGGUCAAUUUUAAUCAGAUGUGGUGUUCUGAUACAUCAAUACUGGAGAAAAUGAAGGCGUCCCUGAGUGGCCACGCCCCCAAAGACCAGGCCUACUCUCAAAUCCUGGAGCACGUCUACAACCAACUGCGCAACAUGCAGUGAUGGAAACGUCCUCUCUGUCUUCUCUCUGUUGGUCUGAGUGUGGGAUCAAAGAACAUCCCACUUUUAUCUGAUGUACACACACACACACACACACACACGCACACGCACUGAGGAACUGAGUGCUUCUGCAUCAUCAUGGCUGCCUCCUUAAUUACGGACACUCCAUGAAAAUGUCUUCCAUUUCUGUAGACAGAAUUGUGUGGAUAGGUUAGAAUAGAAAAAAGUGUUUUCUUUCAUAUUUAUCGAGAUAGCGUACACACACGCACACACACACACACGCACAGCCACCACACCCAAUUUACAUCUCAAUGACGUCACAUGCAGCUAGUUUCCUAAUUGGGAAAACGUGGCACAACAUCGAUUUGGAAAAUUGUUACUUUGCGGUAAUUUUCUUAAUAUACUCAUUUUAUGAUUUAAGACAAGUUGGAGUAUUUACUGCACAUCAGCGGAGGAGGCUGGCGCAGUGGUGCAGCUCCGUUUCCCGGUCCGAUCCUGUGCGGACGUUCACACGGUCUCCCCGUGUCCGUGUGGGUUUCCUCCGGGUUCUCCGGUUUCCUCCUGCUCCCAGAAAAAGCAGUAGGUGGAUGUCCGACUCUAAAUUGCCCCUCAGUAUGACUGAGUCUGUAACUGUGUGUGUUCUUGCUUCAUGCACAGUGUUACCAGGAUAUAAUAAGGGGAGAGUGUGAGGCUUUAAUAAAACCCUCACCAGGCGGGGGCGCUGUGUUACAACACUUACGGGUUUAAAUCACACAUUACACUCAGCAGUGGAUUAAAAACCAUUCUGACGUUGUGCUGACAUCUUCAGGAUUGUUGCGACGUCAUUGAGACGUAAAUUGCACCCUGUGCUACCUGGGGAGCUGGUAUUUAUGUGUGGUUGGAUGGGCUGCACAGAAUAGGGGGAAAAAAAGAAAGCUGACCUACUGACUAUGUUCAAAUAUACACUGGAACCUGUGGAGUUA
This is a messenger RNA of Pangasianodon hypophthalmus (striped catfish), 2745 nucleotides long. RefSeq names its product MPN domain containing (gene mpnd). Gene Ontology annotation, cellular component: BRISC complex; BRCA1-A complex. Gene Ontology annotation, molecular function: polyubiquitin modification-dependent protein binding; metallopeptidase activity. The record is from RefSeq and is a predicted model, not a curated record. The transcript has 13 exons. Gene Ontology annotation, biological process: double-strand break repair. NCBI's taxonomy places the organism in Eukaryota, Metazoa, Chordata, Actinopteri, Siluriformes, Pangasiidae. The coding region runs from base 407 to 1786 and encodes 459 amino acids.